CGUGUGACACGUCACACGAGCCUGCCCGACCGAACGCCGUGCGCUCUGCAUUCAUUUCAUUCAUCGCACAAGUCAUAAGUGAUGUCGAGAGCUGCGCGACCGCGUAAUGUUUAGUGUGAUGUGUGAUGCUUAAUUUAGUCGAGUAAUGUGUGAUAUUACUCUACGCGGUCGGGUAAUAUUACGCGUAAUGCAUUACUCGCAUCACUUACACAUGUCUACUAGUUUGCGGUUGCCCGCCAUUGACGGUACACGUGUUCACCAACAUUCGCGCAUUCUGAUAAUGGAUUUCGAUACCGAAAAAUUUAUAGUCGAGAUACAAAAUAGGCCAGCAAUCUGGAAUACUAAAUCCGCAGAAUAUUCCGAUAAAAACUUACGUUCAAAAGCUUGGGAAGAGUUGGUGGAGAUUUAUGGAGCUGAUUUAUCACAGGAUAAAAAAAAAGAACUUGGUCUCAAUAUUCAAAAAAAGUGGCGGAACAUUCGCGACGCUUUUGUAAAGACCCAUAAAGCAAGGAUAAGUCCGAGUGGGUCUGCAGCGAAAAAAAAGGAAUCUUAUAUAUUUUAUGAUAAUCUUUUAUUUAUAAGAGAUACAGUAACUGUUAAUCGCACAGACGGUAAUGCUACAGUAAAUGAAGAUAUUGGGACAACUACACGGGAUGAAGACAAUCCUUCAUCAAAUACUGUAUUGGCAUCAAAGAAAAGAAAGAGAAAUAAUGAAGACCACAUUGGUGCACAGUUAGUCGGAGUUUUAAGUAAAAAUUUAGAAAAAAAAAAUUUGGAUGAUGACAACGAUCGCCUUUUUUUCUUGUCAUUGGUAAAGGAUUUUAAGAAAAUACCCGAUCACCUACGAAUGCAAACCAAGUUAGAUAUUUUAAGAGUAAUUAAUGACGCACAACAUUUUUCUGAUUACUAUGCAAACACACAGUGGAGUUCUUCAAGGCCCAAUUCCUAUCGUGGAUACCAAACGACGCAGUAUUCGAGAAAUAAUCCCAACAGUCAGCCUAUGUAUCCGUCGGAAUUCGGACGACCACAUUCUCAAGCGUCCGCAGCGAGUCCGUCGCAAAACUUGGAUGUACAAUCACCAUUAUCAACGGGCCAAGAGUCUCAAAAUAGUGAACACUCGUCUUACUUGGAACUUUUUAAUUCUUUAAAUGAUAAUGACAAUGAUUAAAAUGUGAACCCACUUUCUUUUGAACCAUAAAUAAUAAUAAAUUAACCACAUACAAA
Messenger RNA from Helicoverpa zea (corn earworm), 1224 nucleotides. RefSeq lists its product as uncharacterized. Gene Ontology annotation, cellular component: nucleus; transcription regulator complex. Gene Ontology annotation, biological process: regulation of transcription by RNA polymerase II. Gene Ontology annotation, molecular function: DNA binding. NCBI's taxonomy places the organism in Eukaryota, Metazoa, Arthropoda, Insecta, Lepidoptera, Noctuidae. The record is from RefSeq and is a predicted model, not a curated record. Bases 146 to 1168 code for a protein of 340 amino acids. The transcript has 2 exons.